UGGCUGGGGCGGGGGGAGGGGGGCCCAGGCAGGUGGGGCGGCAAGCGAUGAGUCCUCGGCGCCUCCUCCGCCUCCCGCGGGCCCCGCUCUCUGCCUCCCGCUCCGACGCCCGGAUGAUCUGAGCCGCGAGGGCUCCGAGAGCCGGGGGCCCGGACCCAGCCCGGCUCCUCCCCUCCUCCGCCCGGGCCCGGCCGCCGCCGCUGCGGGACCCCGUGCCCGGCCGCCGUCGCCACCGCCGCCCCGGCCGACCGAGGGACCCGCCCGCCCCGCGGCUGCUCCCGACCUAGAGGAUCAAGUCAUAAUGGGAGCAUUUUUGGACAAGCCAAAGAUGGAGAAGCACACGGCCCAGGGCCAGGGGAACGGGCUGCGGUACGGCCUCAGCAGCAUGCAGGGCUGGCGAGUGGAGAUGGAGGACGCACACACGGCUGUCAUCGGUUUGCCGAGUGGACUUGAGACAUGGUCGUUCUUUGCUGUAUAUGAUGGGCAUGCUGGUUCUCAGGUUGCCAAAUACUGCUGUGAGCAUUUGUUAGAUCACAUCACCAAUAACCAGGAUUUUAAAGGUUCUGCAGGAGCACCUUCUGUGGAAAAUGUAAAGAAUGGAAUCAGAACAGGUUUUUUGGAGAUUGAUGAACACAUGAGAGUUAUGUCAGAGAAGAAACAUGGUGCAGAUAGAAGCGGGUCAACAGCUGUGGGUGUCUUAAUUUCUCCCCAACAUACUUAUUUCAUUAACUGUGGAGACUCGAGAGGUUUACUUUGUAGGAACAGGAAAGUUCACUUCUUCACACAAGACCACAAGCCAAGUAAUCCGCUGGAAAAAGAACGAAUUCAGAAUGCAGGGGGUUCUGUGAUGAUCCAGCGUGUCAACGGCUCCCUGGCUGUGUCAAGGGCCCUUGGGGAUUUUGAUUACAAAUGUGUCCAUGGAAAAGGUCCCACAGAGCAGCUCGUCUCCCCAGAGCCUGAAGUCCAUGAUAUCGAAAGAUCUGAAGACGAUGAUCAGUUCAUUAUUCUUGCAUGUGAUGGUAUCUGGGAUGUCAUGGGAAACGAAGAGCUCUGUGACUUUGUGAGAUCCAGACUUGAGGUCACUGAUGACCUUGAGAAAGUUUGCAAUGAAGUAGUCGACACCUGUUUAUACAAGGGAAGUCGAGACAACAUGAGUGUGAUUUUGAUCUGUUUCCCAAAUGCACCUAAAGUCUCAGCAGAAGCGGUGAAGAAGGAGGCCGAGCUGGAUGAGUUCCUGGAAUGCAGAGUAGAAGAAAUCAUAAAGAAGCAGGGGGAAGGCGUCCCUGACUUAGUCCACGUGAUGCGCACCUUAGCCAGUGAGAACAUCCCCAGCCUCCCACCCGGGGGGGAGCUGGCAAGCAAGCGGAAUGUAAUUGAAGCCGUUUACAAUAGACUGAAUCCUUACAAAAAUGAUGACACUGAUUCUACAUCAACUGAUGACAUGUGGUAAAGCUGCUCGUCCAGCCAGGGAGGUACAGCUCGACUUCGCCGAACCUCUUACAUCCAUCACCAACUUUAAGGAAGGGUACGACGUGAUGUGGGUGAGGGACUCCAGCUUCAGCGGUGGAACAGCUAGCCCAGAAUGGAUUUUUUUUAUUGUAAAUUUGAGACUUAUGUAAACGUGAUUUCAAAUCGUAAUUCAUGUUGUAAAUCAGACUCCAGCAAUUUUUGUUGUAUGAUUUUGGUUUUUGUAAAGUGUAAUUGUCCUUGUACAAAGUGCUCAUAUUUAAUUAUGAACUGCUUUACAAAUCACUGUCAAUGAUAGAGGAGAUGUCAGCUUGUUGUGUGACACAACAGAUGUAGUCAUGCUGUGUUUGGACUUGGGGUGGGAUAGGGAGAGCAGCAGCCACAUACCUAGACGCUCAUGUGCACGUGACUGUGAGGAAGUCCAAACGCUUCCAAAGCUGUACAUCCAGGGAGUAUGGAAAGCUGUCUCUGUGUUCUGGCAAGGGACUGGCUUGUUGAUAAAGCCGAUCCUUCUUACAUGUCUAUGAUGUCCUCUCCUUGUAGCCGAAGUAUUGCAGCUGAUACCAUAUAUACGGGAGAGUACCAAUUUUGGGCUAAAAUGCCUUGAUUCUUUGCACCUCUUUAUGAGUCCUUACAUUUAAUUACUAAUUGGUAAGCAGCAACUUCCUACACAGUAGGAAACUGCCACAUUUUUUUCCUAUCAUGAUUGGCUGGGCUUGCUGCUGUUCCUAGUAAGAUACUCCGAAUUCCAUUUUAUCAAUAAAGCUUGGUUUAACAAACAA
Messenger RNA from Acomys russatus (golden spiny mouse), 2249 nucleotides. RefSeq names its product protein phosphatase, Mg2+/Mn2+ dependent 1A (gene Ppm1a). The transcript has 6 exons. Gene Ontology annotation, molecular function: magnesium ion binding; manganese ion binding; protein serine/threonine phosphatase activity. NCBI's taxonomy places the organism in Eukaryota, Metazoa, Chordata, Mammalia, Rodentia, Muridae. Gene Ontology annotation, biological process: protein dephosphorylation; positive regulation of canonical NF-kappaB signal transduction; negative regulation of canonical NF-kappaB signal transduction. Gene Ontology annotation, cellular component: cytosol; nucleus. Bases 302 to 1450 code for a protein of 382 amino acids. The record is from RefSeq and is a predicted model, not a curated record.